This is a messenger RNA of Lineus longissimus, 505 nucleotides long. RefSeq names its product small ribosomal subunit protein uS12. NCBI's taxonomy places the organism in Eukaryota, Metazoa, Nemertea, Pilidiophora, Heteronemertea, Lineidae. The record is from RefSeq and is a predicted model, not a curated record. Gene Ontology annotation, cellular component: cytosolic small ribosomal subunit; ribosome. The transcript has 4 exons. Bases 31 to 462 code for a protein of 143 amino acids. Gene Ontology annotation, biological process: translation. Gene Ontology annotation, molecular function: structural constituent of ribosome.
CCAUCUUUUUGUGCGGAACAUUUUAGCGAAAUGGGUAAACCAAGUGGGUUGAGGACAGCUCGUAAGCUCAGGAACCACCGCAGAGACCAGCGAUGGGCUGAUAAGACCUAUAAGAAGGCCCAUUUGGGAACGAGAUAUAAAGCCAAUCCCUUCGGAGGUGCCUCCCACGCCAAGGGAAUUGUGCUUGAGAAAGUUGGUGUUGAGGCUAAGCAGCCUAACUCUGCCAUCCGUAAGUGCGUCCGAGUGCAGCUCAUCAAGAACGGAAAGAAGAUCACGGCUUUCGUACCUCGUGACGGUUGUUUAAACUUCAUUGAGGAAAACGACGAAGUACUGGUAGCAGGAUUUGGUCGUAAGGGUCAUGCCGUCGGUGAUAUCCCUGGUGUCCGUUUCAAAGUUGUCAAGGUUGCCAACGUCUCGUUAUUGGCCCUCUACAAAGAAAAGAAGGAACGUCCUCGUUCUUAAGAUGUAAAUUAACAUGUAAAAAAUAAAUUCUAAAAUAACAAAA